Molecule: messenger RNA, 1161 nt
Organism: Thyridium curvatum
Lineage: Eukaryota; Fungi; Ascomycota; Sordariomycetes; Thyridiales; Thyridiaceae
Exons: 5
Coding region: 1-1161 (386 amino acids)
Biological process (GO): regulation of transcription by RNA polymerase II
Cellular component (GO): mediator complex
Molecular function (GO): transcription coregulator activity
Source: RefSeq, a predicted model, not a curated record
AUGGCACCCAUAGAAGGCACGUCUGUCGAUGGGAUCAACCAUAUUGAGGACCAGAUCAAAGACACCAUACAAUCGCUUUACCAGCUUCUCGUCCAGGUCAACACCUACGACGCAACCCCAGCCGCGCGCGACCGUCCCACUCGCGACGUCCUCACGGCCGAGGUCCGCUCCCUGUCCAACUCGCUGCAGGCCAUCCACCGCUCCGCCCUCGCCUCCGAGACCGACGGCCCGGGCCUGCCGCAGAAGCUGCCGUCCAUACCCCAGGAGCUCAUCCAGUACGUCGAGGCCGGCCGCAACCCGGACAUCUACACCCGCGAGUUCGUCGAGCUCGUCCGCCGCCUCAACCAGCUCAUGCGCGGGAAGAACGCCGCAUUCGCCUCAUUUCGUGACAUCCUGGCUGACCAGAUACGCGCCGCCAUGCCCGAGCUCAAUUCGGACGUCGACCGCGUCCUGACGAACCACGCCGAACAGGCCGCCGCCCCUCUCACCAACGGCGAGGGCAGCGGUGCCGGCCCCGACGCCGAGCCCGCCGCUGCCGCCUCGUCUUCUGCGCCAGCUGUCCAGCAGGCCGAGGGACCGGCCGCUGACAGCUAUGAUGACCCCAGCGAUGCUGGACAGCAGGCCCAGACGGUGUUGGUAAACGGGGUUCAUGAAGGCCUGGACGACGGAGACUUGGCUCAGGAGGGCCCGAACGGGGGAGACGUACCCGAGGACGGCCCCAAUGACGAGGAUUUGGAAACCCCGAAUGGCGGAGACUUGCGUCAGGAAGGCAUCAAUGGCGGAGACUUGGUCCAGGAAGGUCUGAAUGGCGCAGACUUUGCCCAUGAGGACUUCAACGUCGAGGAGCAGCUUGACGACGCCCAACCCUUCGUACUUCCUUUACGGCCCCACGCCGCUCUGCCGGCGCCUUACGUGCCUGGACCCAGGACUGGGUGGCCCGAGGCUACGCGGCUUGACCCCAUCCCCGAAGAGGGGACACCUCAGUUGACUCAACUGGUUCUGCAACAAGGUCUGCAACAAAUUGCGCAAGAAUAUGUGCGACGACGAGCUGCGCCACAAGCUGCGCAACAAGAGCAGAUGAAUCUCGACUGGUCCCAGAGACUCCGUGAGUGUCAGUUGCACGCCUGCUUGAUCCUACGCCUUUUCGCGGGCCGAGACUAA